Zalophus californianus (California sea lion) is the source of this 3209-nucleotide messenger RNA. RefSeq names its product G protein regulated inducer of neurite outgrowth 1 (gene GPRIN1). The transcript is spliced from 2 exons. The coding region runs from base 318 to 3209 and encodes 963 amino acids. Gene Ontology annotation, cellular component: plasma membrane. Lineage: Eukaryota; Metazoa; Chordata; Mammalia; Carnivora; Otariidae. The record is from RefSeq and is a predicted model, not a curated record. Gene Ontology annotation, biological process: neuron projection development.
GAGCGCGGAGCGGGCGCGGAGCACGGCGGCGCGGAGUCCGCGGGUCCGCCCGCCAGCCCCGCCGGAGGCAGCCGAGGCCGCUCGGGCGGCGGCGGCGGCGGCUGGAGCAGGAGCGCAGCGCGCCAAGGAGACGGAGAGGCGGCACUGUCGGAACCAGAUAGCAGCCUGGGGCACAAGUAUGCUCAGGAGGGCAGUUGGGCAGUGCUGAAGACCCAGCCCGGCUCCAGCUUCUUUGAAAGAACUCCAGCCCCCCAGCACCUCAGCCCACAGCCCUCUGCUGCCCACAGGAUGGGAGCCUGGGGGCUGGGAACCCAGCCAUGAGGGACUGCUGCCCCUCCCAGCAAAAGGCCAGCCCUGCACCCUCUAGGCACAACCCUGCCCCAAGCUCAGGCAUGGACUCUAGACACAGCAGCCCCAGUGGGGCUGGGGAAGGGGCCUCCUGUUCUGAGGGCCCUGGCGGGAGCUUGGCCUGCCCCUCCCUGACCUUCAUCUCUCCCCAAGAGGCAGCUACCAAGGAGACAUUGGGGGUACAUGGAGCCUUGAUCUCAGGGACACCAGAAGCCACCUUCUCUGGGAAGCCAGAGCCUGUGUCCUCAGCGAAAACUGAUCCCUCAUCCUUGGAGAACAGAAAUCCUAUGUUUUCAGAGAAGAUGGAUUCCAAGUCUUCAAAGCAGGCAGAUUCCACUUCCAUAGAAAAGGAAGAUGCUGGGUCCUUGAGGAAGGCAGAUCCCAUGUUUAUAGUAAAGACAGAGCCUACAGUCUUGGGAAAAGGGGAUCCUGUGGCUUCUGGAAGGAUGGAUCCUGUGACCUCAAGAAAGGAGGAUCCUGGAUCCUUGGGAAAGGUAGAUCCUGUGUGCUCUGACAAGGUGGAUCCAGUGUCCCCAGGGAAGGAGGAUCCUGUAUCCUCUGCCAAAUCGGAUCCUGAGUUCCCAAGAAAGGAGGAGCCCAGGUAUUCAGGAAAAGAGCUUCCUGUGGCCUCAGAAGAGGUGGCUCUUGCAUCUGUGGGGAAGGCAGACCUUGUGUCCUUGGGAAAGAGAGAUCCUGGGCCCUCAGAAAAGAUGGAUCCUGGGUCCUUGGAAAACACAGAUUCUGCAACUGCAGGAAAGUUAGAUCCUGGGUUCUUGGCAAUACUGACUCCAGGGUCAUCAGGCAAAAUUGAGCCUGUGUCUCUGGGAACAGUGGCUCUGGGGUCCUCCAGAAGGAUGGAUCCUACUCACUUGGGGAUGACAGAUCCUGCAUCAAUGGGAAGUGCAGAAACUGGGUCCUCCACAAAAGAGGACCCUCAGUUCCUGGGGAAGAUGGAUCCUACCUCCUUGGGAAAGGGAGAUCCCAUGUCUAUGAGAGUGAUAAAAACCAUGUCUGCUGGGCAGGUGGAUGCUGUAUUUUCAGGAAAGAUGGAACCCACAUCUUUGAAAACUGUGGCUGUGUCUUCAGGCAGGGUGGGUCAAGUUUCUUUGGGAAAGAUGGAUCCUGUGCCCUCAGGAAAGCCAGAGCCCUUGUCUACUGGGCAGGCAGAACCAAUGUCUGUCGGAAAGACAGAAACUGUCUCAUCACGAAAGGAGAACCCAAUGCCUUCUACAAAGGCGGAUCCCAUUUCUGUGGGAAAUACAAAAACAUCAUCUUCUGGAAAAGUGAAUCCCGAAUCGAAAGGAAGAAUAGACCCUGUGCCCUCAGGUCCAGGGAAUCCCAAAUUCUUGGGGACAGCAGGACCCUCAUCCUCUGUAAAAGCUGAGACAGUAACUGAGGGGAAAACAGAUCCACUGUCCUCAGAGAAGGCAGGUCCUAUGGCCUCUGGAAUGGUGGGUCCCACAGCCUCAGGUAAGGCUGACCCCCUGGCCUUGGACAAGGUAGACACUGUGAGCAGAGGGAAGGCAGAAAGUGUUCCCCCUGGAGAAGUGGAUUCUGUGUCUUCGGGAAAAGUGGCCCCCGUGAUUCUAGAAAAAACAAUCCUGGCAUCCCUGGGAAAAGCAGAAGCUGUCCCAGAGGCAAAGGUGGGUCCUUUGCCUCCAGAGAAGGGGAAUCCUAUGAACUCCACAAAAGUGGAUCCCAGGGCCUCAGGGAAGGCAGAACCCAAGUCUGAGGGCAAAGCAGAAACAAAGCCCCUUGGGCAGGAGGGCCCUGCUUCAUGGGGAAAAGCAGAGGCUGCAUCUCUGCGGGAGAAGCCACUGGCCUUGGAGAAAGGGGAGCCGGAAUCCUCAGGAAAAGUAGACCCUAUUGCCCCUGGGAAGGUGGAGCCUGUGAUCCCGGGGCAGGCCGAUGCUGGGCCUCCAAGAAAAGCAGAGUCCCCAUCCUCGGGGAAGUUGGCCCCCCCGACUCUGGAGAAGGCAGAGGCCUCCUCCUCCAGGCAGUCAGAUGGCACACCCUGCGGCCCAGGCCCUUCUCCCGCGGGGGCCGGUAGUGGCGGAGGCCUCUUGGAGCCAGUGCCCAGCACGGAGGCCUCCAGCCCAGGCCAGAAAGACCUGGUGGCCGCUGGGGCUGAGAGAAGCCCGGGCCCUGAGGCCACAGGGCCCCCACCCGGGCCGCGGACUCGUGACAACUUCACUAAGGCUCCGUCGUGGGAGGCGAGCGCCCCACCGCGCGAGGACGCGGGGACUCAGGCGGGCGCGCAGGCCUGCGUGUCUGUGGCCGUGAGCCCCAUGUCUCCGCAGGACGGCGCGGGCGGCCCGGCCUUCAGCUUCCAGGCGGCGCCUCGCGCACCCAGCCCGGCGCCCAAGCCACCCUCGCGCCGGGACGCGGGCCUGCAGGUGUCGCUGGGCGCCGCCGAGACGCGCUCCGUGGCCACUGGGCCCAUGACGCCGCAGGCGGCAGCGCCGCCGGCCGCGCCACCCGCCUUCCCCGAAGUGCGGGUGCGGCCCGGCUCCGCGCUGGCGGCCGCCGUGGCGCCCCAGGAGGCGGCUGAGCCGGUGCGCGACGUGAGCUGGGACGAAAAGGGCAUGACGUGGGAGGUGUAUGGCGCCGCCAUGGAGGUGGAGGUGCUGGGCAUGGCCAUCCAGAAGCACCUGGAGCGACAGAUCGAGGAGCACGGCCGCCAAGGGGCGCCCGCGCCGCCGCCGCCCGCCGGCCCGGGCCCGGGCCCCGGCCGUGCGGGCUCGGUGCGCGCGGCGCCCCCAGAGGGUCCCGCCAAGCGCCCGCCCGGCCUCUUCCGCGCGCUGCUGCAGAGUGUGCGCCGGCCGCGGUGCUGCUCCCGAGCCGGACCCACGGCCGAGUGA